Orbilia oligospora ATCC 24927 is the source of this 1563-nucleotide messenger RNA. RefSeq lists its product as uncharacterized. Lineage: Eukaryota; Fungi; Ascomycota; Orbiliomycetes; Orbiliales; Orbiliaceae. Bases 1 to 1563 code for a protein of 520 amino acids. The record is from RefSeq and is a predicted model, not a curated record. The transcript has 3 exons.
AUGGUUCAGACUCGCGGGAACAAUACUCCUUCUGGAGGUCAAAAGUCGGGUGCUACCGCCGCCAAGAAAGUAUCCGAAAAGCGUAAGAGCACCGGUGGGGACGUUGCUGCUGCCAAGAAGCUAGCGCAGGUGCCAGCUAGCACUACCGACAUCGAGACAAUUCUUUGGGUCCACCCAAAAUUUAAGUCCUUCUUCCAAUCAUGUUUCAAGCAAGAAAACGGAAGUCUAAAGGCCCGUGCCUGCCUUCGAUUCUUUGUUCGUGUUGGCCAUUGGAAAACCCGUUGCUUGGAUCUUCCAAGCGAGACGAACAAUCGUCGAGCUGUCGCCAAUUAUUUGACGACUGGUUUGAAUACGACACUCGUGACCUCAGCUUCAGUUCUCACCUGGAUUAACAAAGAGAGGAGCACUGUUUGGACCGCUCUUACUGGUGCCCACCUUCGCCUUCUUGACCUCUGGUUGGAAACAGAUGCUGGAAAAAGUUUCCAAGAACGAAUGGACAGCAAUAUCGCUGGAGGUUUCAAUCUUCAACGCCCUUACAUCUUUCCGGGAAAGUUGAAGGAGUUUCUACAACAAAGUGGGCUUAUUGCGGACGUCUACCGUAACAUUCUCGACGUUGUCGUAGACAACCUUUUUGAGUCUACUGAGGGACGCCAGUGGGUAUCGGCCUUUACCGACGCCACUGCAAUCGUCCUCAGUGAAUUGAUAACUGAAUGCUAUGAGUUCUCCGAAGAGAACGGACUUCAAAAGCGCGAAUCCCAGAUCCCCGAGCAACUAGUUACCGCUUGUAUUCUGAAAGGCGAUGCUAAGACCCAGGACGUCCCUUUCCCCACUCUCCUGAUCGACACCAAUUGGCCAACUAUGAAGCGACAUGUUGGUUCAUUCGGGUAUCUUGGUAAAGCCGCUGAGGCUGAAGAGGUUGAGACAAUUGAUGAUGAUGAUAGCUUCGUCUCAGAGGUUUCUCACUCUUUAAUUGAGCCAAAGUUCAUCAAACCUCCCCCUAAUUCCAUUCCUGAAGAAAGAUCCUCGUCUCUUGAGGAAAUCGGGGCUUAUUAUCAAGAAAUUUACGAAGCUGACAUGCAUAGUCUUCAAACUGUCAAGGCUGGUAUCAUCCAGCAGAUCGAGGACUUAGAGGCGGAGGCGCAAAAGAUUACCAUGUUUGCAGCGGCUCGUAACCAGAUGAUGACAAGCAUGUGUCAAGAUUUGGGGGCAGUUCAAAAGGUUUCUGCGAAGUUCCGUGCCUUCAGAAUGAAACUUGGACUUGCCAGUCGUAACGACAUGAUUUCUGCUGCCACGAAGCAGUUUUUUGGUGCUACUGCCAACGAUGUGGCCAAGGAAAUACUCGAAUACGUGUCUGGCGAUAGUCUCGACAAAGACUUGGGUAUCGAGGAGAGCAGUGCCGUCAGCCGGUUCACUGUUUCAGCUUCAACCUUGCCAAUUAGUCCUGGUAAAGAUAAUAGUGAACUGGGUGACAACUACCGGGAAACUGAUCAUGAAGACGGUAUGGUUUUGGACGAGGAAGACAAGGAUGACGAGUCGUCCCCCGGGUUUUCGGCUACCAACUAG